AUUCUCUUUUCUCAGUUAUUGCUCUCUUCUUAGCCCACCUUUUUCUCAAGAAAAGCAAAAGCUUUCCCAAAGAUAAUAUUUUUCCAUCAUACUGCAAGUUUUUGAAAGUCCUUUCUUCUUUCUUAGGAAAAUAUUUUGUGGGUAUUUAAUUGUGAUUAAGAUAAAGAAAAAUGUUUGGGAGGGAGUGUUGCAGCUGGGAUAGUGUAUCUGAUUACUACAAUGUUGAACCACAGCGUUUUCAUUUGCCUUCACCCCUUCCACAAUGGCCUCAAGGUAAAGGAUUUGCUACAGGAAAAAUAUGCCUAGGUGAAAUUGAAGCUGUUCAAAUCACCAAGUUUAAGAAAAUUUGGGGUUGUAAUCCAUUAUUUGGAAAAUCAAAAUCAAUCUCAUUCUAUAAGCCAGAUGAAAUACCACAAGGAUUUUCAAUUCUUGGCCAUUACUGUCAGCCUGAUGGUGAGAACAUAACAGGUUAUGUUCUUGCUGUCAAAGAUUUAUCUGCUGAUCAGAAGCAAAAAAUUUCAUUUCGAGAUUCGACUUCCAAGCUUCCUGCUCUUAAAAAGCCAUUGAACUACACUUUAGUAUAUAGCGCGAAAUCCCUUUAUAAUGAAGUUGGUUACAUUUGGCUUCCUAAUGCACCAGUUGGUUAUAAACCGAUGGGCUUUGUGGCUACUGUUGAGGCUAAUGAACCGAAUCUUGAAGAAGUUAGAUGUGUCCACGCUGAUCUUACAGAAAGUUGUGAGGCUUGUGAAGUUGUUUUUAGUUCAAAUUCUCUUUUUGGAAAGAACCAAUUUCAAGUUUGGAAAACAAGACCCUGCGCGAGGGGCAUGUUGUGUAAAGGGGUUUCGGUUGGGACUUUCUUCUGCAGUACAAGUUUCACUAAAGGAAAUGAACUCAACAUUGCAUGUUUGAAAAAUCUCGACUCGUCUCUAAAGGCAAUGCCCAAUCUUGAGCAGGUCCAUGCACUUAUUAAGCACUAUGGACCAACUGUUUACUUCCAUCCUGAUGAAAUUUAUUUGCCCUCGUCCGUUCAAUGGUUCUUCAAAAAUGGAGCCCUUCUAUUUAAAGAUGGGAAGGACAAUGGUAUAGCGAUCGACUCUAAAGGCUCAAACUUGCCAGCAGGUGGACAAAAUGAUGGUAAAUAUUGGCUUGAUUUGCCAAAUAAAGAUGUUGAAAAUAGACACACUGUCAAAUGUGGUAAUAUUGAGACAGCUGAGCUCUAUGUGCAUGUUAAACCGGCUGAAGGAGGAACGUUUACUGAUAUUGCAAUGUGGGUUUUUUGCCCCUUUAAUGGACCAGCUACCCUUAAAAUAAGUUUGUUGAGUCUAGCCAUGAAUAGAGUAGGCGAGCACGUUGGUGAUUGGGAGCAUUACACUCUUCGUAUUAGCAACUUUUCGGGGGAGCUCUGGUGUGUCUAUUUCAGUGAGCAUAGUGGUGGUGAAUGGGUUAAUGCUCGUGAUUUGGAGUUCAUCAAUGGGAACAAGUCAAUUGUAUAUGCAUCAAGAAAUGGACACGCGAGUUUCCCACAUCCUGGCUGUUACCUUCAAGGCAAUACAAAGAUUGGUAUCGGAGUGAGGAAUGAUUGUGCAAGAAGCAAAUACUACGUCGACUCUAGCAGUAAGUAUCAAAUUAUCGCUGCUGAGUAUCUCGGAGAAGGAAUUGUUGCAGAGCCGCCUUGGUUACAGUACAUGAGGGAAUGGGGUCCAACGAUCGAAUACAAAUCGGGAUAUGAAGUUGACAAGAUAAUCAACCACCUUCCUUCUUUUUUUAGAAUUUCGGUGGAGAGUCUUAUUGAGUUAUUUCCAACUGAACUUUAUGGUGAAGCAGGGCCAACAGGACCAAAAGAGAAGAAUAACUGGUUUGGGGAUGAAAGAUGGUAGGCAAAGGCGAAUCCAGGAUCUAAAAUCAAUAGGUUCAAAGCAAGUACGGUCUUAUUAUAUGUACACAUUUUAAUUUUUUUAGCAUAUAUAUACAUGCUUCGAGCCAAAAACAAUAGGUUCAGUUGAACUCUCGGGUUUAGCACUACUAAAGUUAAGGGUUCAAAUGAAGAACCAUUUUUUGGCAGUUAUAUUUAAGUCCAAGCCAGUAUGGUUGACAUUGGUUGAUGAUCAAGUCCAAGUGUAACAGCAGUUAUAAAUGUAUAUGGUUCCUGUAUUAGUUUGUUGGUUGUAUUAUGUGCAAAAACCAAGAGAUUUUAGAAGGCAAAGUGGGGGAAAAGCAGGAAGGCUUGAAACUGUGAGAGAAAAUGUAAAAUUAGACUGUUAUUGCUCUUUGUGUGAAAUUAAAACUCUUGAAACCCUUUAUGUCCAAUAGAUAUUUUCAAGCUUUUAUAGCUUGUUUGGAUGGUUGUUACCUAUUGUAUUGUAUUAUAUUGUAUCGUUAUUUUAUUU
Molecule: messenger RNA, 2387 nt
Organism: Nicotiana attenuata
Lineage: Eukaryota; Viridiplantae; Streptophyta; Magnoliopsida; Solanales; Solanaceae
Exons: 2
Coding region: 171-1877 (568 amino acids)
Source: RefSeq, a predicted model, not a curated record